This is a messenger RNA of Ichthyophthirius multifiliis, 702 nucleotides long. Its product is annotated as kinesin motor domain protein. Lineage: Eukaryota; Ciliophora; Oligohymenophorea; Hymenostomatida. The transcript has 2 exons. The record is from RefSeq and is a predicted model, not a curated record. Gene Ontology annotation, biological process: microtubule-based movement. Gene Ontology annotation, molecular function: microtubule motor activity; microtubule binding; ATP binding.
AUGUUAGGAAAACUAAACUAAUUGGACUAAAUACAACUAUAAUAACACUAAAUAACAGAAAAUAUACAUAAUGGAUUACAAAUGAGAGUAUUUGAUUAUAUUUUUAGACUUUUAAAUUAAGCCGAAAAGCGAAAAGAAAUCGAAUAUAUAAUAAGCUGUAGUUAUUUAGAAAUAUAUAACGAAUAAAUUUACGAUUUGCUUUCCUUAAAUUAUGAUACUUUAUAAUUAAGAGAAGAUAUUUAAAAAGGAAUUUAUGUUGAAAAUUUAACUUAGGAAGUUAUUUCUUCCUCUAGAGAUGCGGUCAGUAUGUUGGUUAAAGGGUAGUAAAAAAGACAUGUAGGAAUGACUAAUAUGAAUGAAUAUUCUAGUAGAUCUCAUUCAGUAUUUUGUUUAAGUGUCUAGUAAAAAAUUUAGUAGUAAAAUUAUGAAGUUGCUCAUGUUAAAGACUCAAAAAUCUAUUUUGUUGAUCUUGCUGGGUCUGAAAGAUAAAAACAAGCUGUUUCAGCUGGAGAAAGAUUAAAAGAAGCUUAAAAUAUUAAUAAAUCUUUAACAACUUUAGGAUUAGUAAUUAAUGCUUUAGCUGAAUAAUUUUCAAAUGGAAAACAAAGACAUAUUCCAUAUAGAGAUAGUUAAACUUACUUUUUUACUUAAAGAUUCUUUAGGUGGAAAUUCAAAAACUUUUAUGAUUGCUAUGUGUAGUGA